This is a messenger RNA of Centrocercus urophasianus (Greater sage-grouse), 2822 nucleotides long. It is a transcript of the gene MMD, whose product is annotated as monocyte to macrophage differentiation associated. The transcript is spliced from 7 exons. Gene Ontology annotation, molecular function: pore-forming activity. The record is from RefSeq and is a predicted model, not a curated record. Gene Ontology annotation, cellular component: membrane. The coding region runs from base 16 to 813 and encodes 265 amino acids. Lineage: Eukaryota; Metazoa; Chordata; Aves; Galliformes; Phasianidae.
UCCCAUGCCUCCUUAAUGCCCCGCGCUGCUGGCCUUGCUGUGUUACAUCGACUCAGAACUUCUCAAGCCACAGUGUGCCUCUCUGCUGCUCCAACAGAGCCCGUCACCACCAGCAGCUCCGAAAAGUUCAUGAACCACCCAGCUCCAGCCAACAGCCGCUACAAACCCACUUGCUACGAGCAUGCUGCUAACUGCUACACACAUGCUUUCCUCAUUGUUCCUGCAAUUGUGGGCAGUGCCCUUCUCCACCGACUUUCCGACGAUCGAUGGGAAAAAAUAACAGCAUGGAUCUAUGGCAUGGGGCUCUGUGCACUCUUCAUUGUCUCUACAGUGUUUCACAUCGUUUCUUGGAAAAAGAGUCACUUGAGGACAAUGGAGCACUGCUUUCACAUGUGUGACAGGAUGAUGAUCUACGUCUUCAUUGCAGCAUCGUACGCACCGUGGUUAAAUCUUCGUGAGCUUGGACCUCUAGCAUCUCACAUGCGUUGGUUUAUCUGGCUGAUGGCUGCUGGGGGCACUGUUUAUGUAUUUCUCUACCAUGAAAAGUAUAAGAUCAUUGAACUCUUCUUCUAUUUGGCCAUGGGAUUUUCUCCUGCUCUGGUAGUGACGUCCAUGAGCAACACGGAAGGCCUGGCAGAGGUGGCGUGGGGAGGUGCGAUCUACUGCCUGGGCGUGGUGUUCUUCAAGAGCGACGGCGUCAUUCCUUUUGCCCACGCCAUCUGGCACGUCUUCGUGGCCACGGCGGCCGCGGUCCAUUACUACGCCAUCUGGAAGUACCUCUACAGGAGUCCUGCGGACAUUCGUCACUUGUGAUCUGUCGGGGGGCAGAGCUGCACGGGGCCUUGUGACAGUAUUACUGACUUCAGGAACGGGGGGAAAUGGCCCAGAGAAACUGCACUGACUGUGGUAGUUCUGUGAACACGAUUACUGUGAACUGCUGUGCGCGUGUCCUGGAGUUGCCCUUCAGAUGGCGACGCUGUAACUGACAGAGGAGCUGUGCUGCAGUACUCAGAGUCCAUUCCAUGUGAGCAGAACUGGCUACCUGAUGUUUACAAAGAAAUUUUGUAUUCUAGUUUACCUUUGUGAUUUUUUAACAACGUGAAUUUUUCUAAAUGAACGAUUCCAAUGAAGUCAGUGCAAUAGUGAAAACAGAGCUCUUGAUUUGAAAUCGGUUUCUGUCACCUUUCCACUAGCAUUUGUUGAACACAAACACAGGUGAACGAUCUCCUUUCACCACCUAUCAUCUUGAUAUGAUGUGACUUUUAUAGAAACUUCUGGGGGCUUUUGUAAACUUUAGAAGUACACUUAUUGAGCUGGAAACAAGCAGCUUCAUCUAUGCAGUUACUCAUAUUGCAAAACCUUGCAAGAAAUGGUUACAUUCCACAUACUGUACUGACAGGCAAACAUGGUACCUCUUCCAAGGGUUGGAGCAUAGGUGUAAUUAUAACCACUUUUACAAACUAACGCAUAAAUGCUCUUCUGCUGAGUUUUAAUGUGCUAUUGUUGUGCUUAUCUAUAAUACCACUUAAACAGCACCUUAAUUUGGCUUUAUCUGUGAUGGAAAUGAAGCGUGUUGGAAGAAAUUGGCAUUAAGUAGUUCUUCAGGAUUGCCAGUCUGCCUCGGUGCUGUGCAAUAAAUAGGGCAGCAGUGUGAGGAAGCCAGCUUAUCAGAGAGCAGCAGCGUUAAUGAGGGCAGUCGACUAAUUCGCCUCCCUGCAAAACAAAGUUGGUAAUUUCCCCAGAGCAUGGACAUUGGUGCUGGAAUAUUAAGGCUCCAGUUUUUCGAAGGGAUUCUAAACUGGCUGACAAAGACAGUUCCCAGCAGCUUUCCCUGCGGCUGUGGCUGAUGUGUGAGGAAAUGCAGGUCAGAGCAGCAGACAGUAGUGGCCAAGCAGGGGGAGUCCAUGGCUGUUGGCUCUCCUCAGCACAGCCUUCUAGGAAGGAAAGGUGAAAGAACUUGAUGCAGUGUCACUUGUCAUUCUGGGACUUAAAACACAGAAUAAAACUGGUAUUUACUUGUAUUUCUGUCCUUCUGUACAGGAAAAUAAAAUGUGGUAGAAAGUCAUGACUGUAGAAUGUGCGUUAAAUGGCCAGAUGUAGAAGAGUCAUUGUAAUACUGUUUAUCUGAUAAUUGUUCUCUGUCCCACUAUAUAAUGAAUGUCUUAUAUUAAGAUUGACUUGAUCCUUUUUCUAAUUUUCUCAGUUUUUCAUGUCAGUAUUUGAAAACAAAACCAAAACGUGUUGCCUUUUUCAGAUUUCGUUCUGAACAUUGCCUAUCUAUCUGCCACUGAUGAGCAGCAAGGCAGGGGCGUUUUUCAAGGUACCACUUAAUACUGCAGCUAGAUUUGCCGGGGGGGGAUGCACAAUUUAAGGUAGAUUCUUCUGUAAACAGAAUUUAGAAGAGGGACAAACUUCAUCUUCAAGGCACUGAAGAGUUGUGCAGUGUUAGCAGGCUGAGCAGCUGCCCCAUGGCUACGAGCAGGGCAGCGGGGCAGGUAAUCUGUAGUGCUCACACAUUGGGAUGCCUCAGUUUUUUUAACAUUGUGUCUACUUUAGGAUUUUUCCACUUGGUGAUUUCAAACCUUUUGUUUAAACGCAGUACUGUUAAAACCACUAAAACACACGUAAAGGUUUCCUGUAGUCUAAAGUGAAACCAUGGCUUGAAUACGUUUGAUUUAAUUUUUCAUGGCAUUGCUUUUUGGAGUGUUUGAAAUGGUUUUUAAAGAUUUCAAUUCGCCAAAAAUAUUUUGAAUUACUGUAAUCUAGUCGAUAUGAUAUUGAAUGUACUAAACUAACAAUAAAUAUUUUGUGCAAUUUGGAAA